CGGUCCAAUCUGACUGUCCGUACAGAGGUGCAGUGUCCGCCCCUGCCGCCCCUGUCUGACGGACAGAUGACAGGAGGGUCUCUGUACGGGGACAAGGUCACCUUCAGCUGUGAGGACGGCUUCCAGCUGGCGGGCAGCUCGGAGAGGAUCUGUCAGGCCGACCAGCAGUGGAGCGGGACUCAGCCUUCCUGUCAGAGAAAGGAAUGUCCACAGCUGAAUUCUCCUGAUCACGGGACUGUAACUGGCGGGAAUCACUAUGGUGACGUCGCUACCUUCUCGUGCGACUCUGGGUACGAGCUGAGCGGGGGCGGCAGUAGGACAUGUCAGGCCGACCAGACCUGGAGCGGUACCGAACCCACCUGUACAGCGGUGACAUGUCCCGAUCUGGACGCGCCCCUGAACGGGAACAAAGUGGGCGGCAGCUCGUACGGCGACACCGUCACCUUCUCCUGCUCGGCUGGGUACCAGCUCACGGGAAGCUCUACACUAACAUGUCAGCACAACCAACAGUGGAACGGCACACAAUCCUCGUGUACAAGAAAGGAAUGUCCGGUCCUGCCAGUGUUAGACCACGGUGUGUCAACAGGAGGACAUCUGCAUGGAGACAUCAUCACGUUCUCCUGUCUGCCUGGAUUUCACCUCCAGGGGAACCAGACCAGGCUGUGCAGGGCCGACCAGACAUGGAGUGGAACACAGCCCCGCUGUGAACGUGUUAGCUGCCCACCUCUCCCGCCACCUACUAACGGGUACAUGACAGGUGGCGUCAUGUAUGAAGACGCCGUAAGUUUUACCUGUGAUGAGGGAUAUGAGUUGAUGGGGUCCCAGACUGCUGUCUGUCAAGCGGAUAUGACAUGGAGUAGCACUACGCAAGCAUGUCAGAAGAAGUCGUGCCCAGUUUUGGACGUGAUUCCAGACGGCACUGUAGCUGGUGGCCACCUAUACGGAGAUACCACCACCUUCACCUGCUCAGCUGGUUAUCAGCUGGUCGGUGACCAUCACCGCACCUGCCAGGCUAACCAGACGUGGAGCGGCCUCCAGCCAUUUUGCCAAAAGAGAUGUUGCACCCCGCCCACUGUUGGAAACGGUGAGAUUGAUGGAGGUACGUGCUUCAACGAUACCAUCACCGUCAGCUGCGACGUUGGAUACUCCAUAGUUGGGAACAGCAAGCUUACGUGUACAGAAGAUGGAGUUUGGGACAAAACUGCUCCAACCUGCAAGGAAAUCUGCUGCGAUGAGACACUCACCAUUGCCAAUGGAAGUGUUGUCCAGACCGGAGACGGAGGGUUUUGCUUUGGAAACAUCGUCAGCUUCUCCUGUAAUAUCGGGCACCAAUUGGUGGGAGACACCGCUGCAACAUGUCAAGAGGACGGCACGUGGUCAACUGUGCCAGUCUGUGAGAGGGUUUGCUGUAGUGAGGUUGGUAUAAUCCGUAACGGCCAGUCCACUACCACGGAGUCGUGCUACAGCGAUGUCGCAACCUUCUCCUGUGACCCCGGGUUCCAGCUGGUCUCCCGAGGUGAUGUCGUCUGCGGUGCAGACGGGGCCUGGCUCGGACAUGUGCCCUACUGUGAACCUGACAACCUGUGCAGCAAAGAUGCCCUGGCAAACCCCGAUGACGGCUACAAGGUUUGUUACUCGGCGGCGACGGGCGGAGAAGAUAAGGAAUUCUGCACCAUGCACUGCAAUCCACCAAAGUUGUACGGACUUGGCCGUGUGGUGACGUACCAGUGCGGAGACCACACCAGCUGGCUGUGGAUGACACAAGUCUCCAAUCUUCUCAAGCUUGUCUCGGUCUCAACAUGCCAAGACCCAUGGAACCCAUUCGGUAUGAUACAGAUAGGAGGACUAACCAUCACCAGCACAACCUCACCCAACCUGCACCAGAUCAGGCAGUACAUCAGGAGCGAACUGUGGAGACAGGGGCUGUGUCUGCCGCCGUGCAGGAUCAGUGACAUCUCUGUUGAAGCGGGAGUGAGGACCAGAAGGAGAAGGGACAUCUCCCCACUCACUGUGAUUGACAUCACCAUACAACUGUACAUAGAAGACAACAGCCAGCUGUCCCUACAGACAAACACCCUCCCUGCAGAUGUGGACGCACUUAUCAGGAAGUCUGCUCUUGAUAUCAAGACAGCUUUGUCAUCUGGUACCUUCCUGGUGCCAGUUAACGGUGAAAACCUCACCAUUGCUGACACGGGAGUCGCCAUCUCGGACCCCAUCGUAGGAUGUCCUGUGGGCUUCCUGGAGAAGCAUACUGACCCUGGAUGUCUUGCCUGUCCUCCCGGGUCCUUCCAUAACCCCAUGUCCAAAGCCUGUGAGCCGUGCCCGGUGGGGACGUACCAGACCAACAGCUCCCAGACUUCCUGCACGUCCUGUCCAGAAGGCACCACCACAUCGGCAGAGGGAACAAGUGACCCGGGGCAGUGCAAAGCUAACGCAUUCUGUGUAAAUGUCUGUUAUUUAGAAUAUUCAGACUGCAACUGUGGUCCGAACGCCUGUGUGCCUACAUCCCAGGGGUGGAGGUGUCAAUGUCCGACAGGUCACAUCCAGCAAGACGAUAAAUGCGUUGCCAUCACAGAGUGCCCCAUUGGUUCAACCAUGUUCCGAGACACGUGCUACCUGGUGUCUAACACCACAGCCACCUACAGGGCUGCUGGUGAGUCCUGCAGACAGCAUGGCGGACUGCUCGCUAUGGUCAAGGACAAGGACACUCAGGACUUCAUCAUUCAGAACUACAGUGGGAAGGACAUGUGGAUUGGCCUGGAUGACCGGCUGACUGAGGGGGAAUUCCUUUGGGCUGAUGGCUCCAGACUGGACAGCUUCACCUACUGGACAUAUGGUGAGCCCAAUGAUGGAGGAGGCUCGCGGUCCCAGGACUGUGUGCACCUGUGGCUAGCAGCACAACUACGCUGGGAUGACACCUCGUGUACUAGCAACAGAUUCUACAUUUGUCAGAUCAGCAAACAAACAUAGGGGCCCUAGCCUGUUUACAUUAUAAUGGUGCAUAUUUGU
Molecule: messenger RNA, 3009 nt
Organism: Branchiostoma floridae (Florida lancelet)
Lineage: Eukaryota; Metazoa; Chordata; Leptocardii; Amphioxiformes; Branchiostomatidae
Product: sushi, von Willebrand factor type A, EGF and pentraxin domain-containing protein 1-like
Exons: 19
Coding region: 67-2970 (967 amino acids)
Biological process (GO): heterophilic cell-cell adhesion; leukocyte tethering or rolling; response to cytokine
Cellular component (GO): external side of plasma membrane
Molecular function (GO): sialic acid binding; oligosaccharide binding
Source: RefSeq, a predicted model, not a curated record